AUGUACAACGGGAAGAAUGAUGAGUCGAGAGUAAAUUCUGCCAAUCUAUCGGAUGAAGACCUUCACGAUGAAGUACGGCAUCUUACUUGCUUCAGCAUGAAGGACACCAUUGUUCUAACUUCUGCCCGCUCUCCAUAUGACGUCAAACAUCUUCCGGCUGAGGCCUCUACUGUGGCUCAAUGUUAUCCUCCCACACCCGAAAGUGGCGUGGAACCAGAGGAUGAUGAUGAAGACUCUGAUGAGACUGAGGACGCCCAGCACAUCCUCGAGGAUAGCGACGUCCAAGAGGAUGAGGUCCCUGACGAUGAUGCUCUUACCAGAAGCAGGCGGUGCAAAAGGAUUAAUGAAGAUUUGAUUACAACGGCUGAAUCGAGUCCCAGCGGACAAGAUAAGGAUGCCGAUGAAACUGCAUCGCCUCCUCCUGCCACUAAAAUUUCAACAAGCCUUUUUGCCAUGGAGGAUGACUUGGACCUUUCUGAUGAUGACGAUGAUGUUCGUCUCGCAAAGAGGACUAAGUUAUCCUUCGAGAAAACUGUGUCUGCCAAGGAGCCGAAUCCUUCUCCCGCCAAAUCGGCAUCGCCCUCACGGACGACCGUAGAGAAGAUUCCGGUGUCGAAGGGUAUCCCUUCUGGCAAUGCACCCACUCCAUCGGCUGCUCGCGACCAUCCAAUUUAUGCCAAAGUUGACGCCGUAGCAGAGUUUGCUGAGCAAUUCACCCGCUCUGAGUCCGAAAACUCUCAUCUUUGGAAGACCAUCAAAACUUCGGCUGACCAGGUGUUGGAGGCUAACAGGCUCGCCACUGACGCUCAGAAGGAAAAUACCUUGCUAAAGGAGGAGCUGAAGAAGCUGAAGCAAAAAAUGAAGGAUGACCAAGAUGCUAGGAGCAAGGCUGCGAUUGCUGUCGAUGAAAAGGAAGGCGUCCUCCGUGAAUCCAUUGCAAACUUAAUGGUCACAGCUCCUGACGAAGACGAAGAGAACAAGAGGAUCCAUGAGAAGAUUGAAGCAAUGGCCGAUGUUGCUCACCCGAACCAUGAAUUAUGGUCCAAUCGACCAAAAGCUGUUGUUGUGGCCAAAUUCGAACAUCGGGCAGAGAAGGUGCACUACUACUUCAACAAGUUCCACGCCCAGACACUAUUUCCUCUGGAUGAAGCACCCGAAACUUUGUCUGCCCUGUUCACUCGAUUCAAGUCCCCUGAGAGGAUUCAGCUGUUGGUGCGAAAAGAGCUCCUGGGUGGUGCUGAACGCGCCCUUGCUUCAGUUUUAGCAUGUCACCCGACCUUAGAUUUGGAGGCCAUUGCGAAUACCAACAGGAGUUUAGACCAGUACUAUGACAUUGCCAGAAAUCCUGCGUAUACUAUCAUCUCUCGGAUGGAAGCAGGUAUUGAAAGGGAUCUGAGGGCCCGAGAGGACCACAGAGGCCUGUCAUGA
Messenger RNA from Lolium perenne, 1428 nucleotides. NCBI's taxonomy places the organism in Eukaryota, Viridiplantae, Streptophyta, Magnoliopsida, Poales, Poaceae. The record is from RefSeq and is a predicted model, not a curated record.